AUGGGCUUCGUCGAUGACUACUGCGGAGGCUAUGACAACCUGGCAUUGCAUGGAGGGGAUCUUCAAGCAGCCUACGAGUCACAGCUUGACGGGUUGAGUCUCGGAGCUUUCCAUGAUGACGUGGGCUUCUCGGAUUCGGAAUGCUGGCUUGACGGUCUCGGAGCGGGUGGCUCCGAUUUUGAGUUCGAUGAGGAGGAAGAGGAGGAGACCGACGACGAGGACGGCAACGGCGAUGCUUCUGAAGGUUCGGAUCCCAAGCAACAACCUUUGACGACCGUGAGCCUGCAGCGUGGCAGCGGUCACCUGGACUACUUCGGGGAUGAUUACGGUGCAAUAGCUGCAUUCUUGCUGGGAUGCAAGGCUACGGCUCCACAUGGAAGAGUUCCUAGGCGUCGGCUGCGUGAAAAUGGGGCGAGCGUCCUCGAGCUCGAGAUAGACUCGGGUGAGCAAAGCAUCUUCUCUUUCGGGGGUAUCGAGCGGAUAUUUCCCAAUCUGAAGCAACUGCUCUACAAGACGACCGAUUGCCUCCGCGUGGUCUACGACCUGAGGGGCUUCGCUUUGUGCAACAACUUAAAGAGCUUAAAGCUCCAGCUGUCUUUCCAGACGAUGUGUGAAGAUGCUUCAUCGAAGUGUGGGCUCACAGCUCUGCGGUCGUUGGCGGGAACACUGGAAGUGCUAGAAAUCGGCCGCUUGCGCUUCAAUCUGGCUUCGGAUUUGGAGGUCCUCAAGGACUUCCACCAGCUUAGGGUGCUCAAGUAUGAGGGCAUCAACGAGGUCAGCGAGGGCUGCCGGUCCGUGCUGGACCUCCGCAAGUUGACACUCUUGCAAGAGCUAGGGUUUGUUGAGGCUUCUUUCACGACCGAGGCGUUGGGUUCUGGAUCUGUCGACGAGGAGACCUCGGAUGAUGAGGGAUUUAGGUAUUGCACGAGGCCGUCUCUGCAAGUGCUCAUCCCACCGGAACAUCUUGGCAGCAUCACUUUCAAGCAUCAGUACGGCUCUCGGAUCACUCCCGAACUACGUCAGAUGCUCCGAAGAUGCGGGUGUUUGUGUCAGGAGUUCGUGCCGCAGCAGAUGGCUGGAAGUGGCACUUUGAACUUCGUUGAUGGCUUCAAGGCUCAGACCGGCGAGGAAAUCGAGUCUGCAGAGCAGGCAGCGAAAGAGAAGCACAGACUUCUGAAAGAGCGGCAAAAGCAGCAAGAGCAAGAAAAGCUCACAGCUGCCUUGGCGAAGAUCGGAUUGGCAUCCUCUCGCGAUGGCCCGUUCGAGGUGGGUGAGGAGGUGUACGUUUUUGACCAUUACGAUCUAUCUUUCAGUCGGUUCUCCGUAGAGUCACCGACGAAGCGGACCACGAGCUGGGUCAGUGUCACCCAGAAACUGCCGGCGAGCCGGGGCUCAACGGCUGGGGUCUAUCACAAAGUUGUCCACCCGAGCUGCGUGUUUCGAGAGCUUCCUGACCUGCCAAACUUGCAGCUGUGCAGCGGCCGCGGCUUCAAUAGAAAUCAGGUCUGGAGGCAACGUCCUCCGAAACGCCGCCAUUGCGAUGAGGACCCCUCAGCCUCUCGUGCAUGUGAGCUCUGUGGCAAGCAACUGAGGAACAUGAAUGGCUUAUGGCAGCACAUGAGGGACAAGCACCCGCUCGCUUGA
Molecule: messenger RNA, 1644 nt
Organism: Symbiodinium sp. CCMP2456
Lineage: Eukaryota; Dinophyceae; Suessiales; Symbiodiniaceae
Source: the annotation of a GenBank genome assembly